ACUAAUCGUGGUCAGUGAGAUGGUGGAAUCGAGGGGAGGCCGUGAGAGCAUCGCCGUUUAUCCGGACUGCGCUUCGAGGCUCUUCUGGUCACCGGACCGGAUUUCGUUUCUCCAUCGCGAGAGCUUCUCGACAGUCGUCCACCACGAGGUCCCUCUUUCUGCCAGUCGCAUUAUGUUAUAGAGCUGCUAUAUAGGCAAGAUGGCCGCCGCCGCACCAUCCCGUCCCUUCGAUUACUUGGAAGGCCUGCCUGGGACGGUGUUCUUCAAGCUAUACCAGCAGCCUUCCACCGCCCUAGCGAUUUUCAGGCGCAUGCUACCUGACCUUGCAAAAUGUUUUGUUAUGGCACUUCUCUACCUCAAAGACCCUCUCCCUGCGGCGGAUCUGGAGGUCUGGGUCAAGUCGGAGAGCUUAAAAGAACGAGAUAAUGCACUCUCAAUCCUGGGAAGACUGCAUAUCCUAUCCAACACCCUCACAUCGAAUAACGUUCGCGCUUACAUGGUUACCAAUCCGUUUGCCGCUUCCCUUCGACAGGCCCUCACAGGGACUGAGCAGACACAGUCCUUUGGAGUUCUAUCACAAAUAUCAAAUGAAACAUUGGUCUCGGUAGCCGAUCUGGAUGAGUACGCAAGACGCCAGUGGGAAGGGGUAAUGGGAUACAUGGUGGGGACAAGCGGACUAAGCACUGAACGUGAUAUUGUCAGCUUGAGCAAAGGUGUGAAGCAGCUCCUCCAAGCCGGCCAUUUGGUCGAAAUAAGAGACCGUCGUGUAGAAAUCACUCAGGACGGAUUUUCUUUUGUUCUGCAAGAUGUCGGCACGCAGGUCUGGCAUAUUCUGAUCCUCUACGUCGAAAGCGCUGAAGCCAUCGGGAUGGAUAGUGUCGAGGUUCUUUCCUUCAUCUUCCUCUUGAGUAGUUUAGAGCUGGGCAAGUCGUACGAGAAAAAACACCUAACCUCCAAUCAACACCGAACCUUGACCGAUCUGUCGGACUUUGGGAUUGUCUAUCAGGAGACCCCGGAUGCAAGCCAUUUCUUCCCAACUCGUCUCGCAACCACCCUCACAUCCGACUCCAGUGCUCUCAGCAAUCCAAUCUCUGGCUCCCUCUCCGGACCAACGGGGUCCUCGUCGAACAAGGCGGGCUCUGGAUUCAUCAUCGUCGAAACCAAUUACCGACUAUAUGCAUACACCUCCUCGCCGCUCCAAAUCUCCCUCCUUGCUCUUUUCACAACCUUAAAAUACCGCUUCCCAAAUCUGAUCACUGGUAAAAUCACACGCCAGUCUAUACGUCGGGCUGUCGAAAUGGGCAUCACCGGUGAUCAAAUCAUCUCGUACAUAUCAACGCACGCACACCCUCAAAUGCGCAAGCAUAAUGCUUCCAAAUCUUCAUCCAACCAAUCUGGACUCCCAUCUGUUUUGCCUCCUACAGUGGUUGAUCAAAUUCGGCUCUGGCAGCUUGAACGAGACCGCGUUAAGGGAACCCCUGGAUUCCUUUUCAAGGACUUCGUUAGCCUGUCCGAAUACGAGGCGCCGUGUCGCUAUGCAGAAGAAAUCGGUGUUCUUGUGUGGAAAUCAGAUCGCAAACGUAUGUUCUUUGUUACCAGACACGAACAGGUCGCGGCCUUUUUGCGGAGCAGGAAAUAAUUCAGGCUGCAAUUUUAUUUUGGGGUCAAGUCAUAUUGGAAAUUGGCGCAAUCAGAUAGAGACUGUAUUAUAGGCAAAAGAUAUAAGGAAAAAGAGGCAUCGAAGCAUAAAUUGGCGCAAU
Molecule: messenger RNA, 1760 nt
Organism: Aspergillus wentii DTO 134E9
Lineage: Eukaryota; Fungi; Ascomycota; Eurotiomycetes; Eurotiales; Aspergillaceae
Product: TFIIH/NER complex subunit TFB2
Exons: 4
Coding region: 200-1639 (479 amino acids)
Biological process (GO): nucleotide-excision repair
Cellular component (GO): transcription factor TFIIH holo complex; transcription factor TFIIH core complex
Molecular function (GO): double-stranded DNA binding; ATPase activator activity
Source: RefSeq, a predicted model, not a curated record